CCCCUCUCCUCGCCCUCUCUCGCGGGUCGGGGUUACAUGGCGGCGACUGCGGCAAAGCGAGAGCCUCGGAGACGCCGCUGCCGCCAGCACAGCCGGAGACCAGAGCCGACCCUGGGGGCUAUCCGCGGGCCCCGCACUCCCUCGAUGAGUCGGAGAAGUCCCGUUGUAUCAGAGUAAGAUGGACGGUAGCUUUGAUUGUGAUUGUGGUGAGCUGGAGCCACCUGAUCACUAACAAAAGACAUCUUCUGUCAACCAACAGCCACCAGGGUUUCCUGUUGAAAUAUAUAGCAACAAAGGAAGUAAAGAAGCAAAACGGAAAUAGUGCUCACCAGCACCUUAGGAUGAUGCUGCUCAGGACCAGUCCAACACUGAAUGUAUCUGCACUGUGAGGAGGAUGUCCAUAGAAGCCUGUCGUGUGCAUAUUUAUUCACAUUUUUGUUAAAUGUUAAAUCGUUUAGCACAGUAAAUCUGAGUGCAUACUAUGUCAUUUCAUUCCGUUUGAGUUUCUUGAGUGUUUUCUUUAAAUGUCUGCAGAGUUGCUGCCCCUCUCUUGAACUAUGAGUACUGCAAUCUUUUUAAUUCUCAAUAUGAGUGGAGAGUUUUGAGCUUUAAGUCUGCGGGGAACUCAGCGGGCCUGGUUGGCAUUUGCAAUGAACAUCAAGAAAACAUCUUGCUCUAGAAGCAUAAUUAUUUUUCUUCUCCCUUUUUGAAAGAUCUUUCCUUUUGAUGCCAGUUUUCUUCCUUGUUUACACAAGUUCAACAAUUCUAAAGGAAAAGGCAAUAGUGAUUUCAAAAUGGCAGAGAAAUUUGAAAGUCUCAUGAACAUCCAUGGUUUUGAUCUGGGCUCUAGGUAUAUGGACUUAAAACCAUUGGGCUGUGGAGGAAAUGGCUUGGUUUUUUCUGCUGUAGACAAUGACUGUGACAAAAGAGUAGCCAUCAAGAAAAUCGUCCUUACUGAUCCUCAGAGUGUCAAACAUGCUCUCCGUGAGAUCAAAAUUAUUAGAAGACUUGACCAUGAUAACAUUGUGAAAGUGUUUGAGAUUCUUGGUCCCAGUGGAAGCCAGUUAACAGACGAUGUGGGCUCUCUUACCGAACUGAACAGUGUUUACAUUGUUCAGGAGUACAUGGAGACAGACUUGGCUAACGUGCUGGAGCAGGGCCCGUUACUGGAAGAGCACACCAGGCUUUUCAUGUAUCAGCUGCUACGUGGGCUCAAGUAUAUUCACUCUGCAAACGUACUGCACAGAGAUCUCAAGCCAGCUAAUCUUUUCAUUUAUACUGAAGACUUGGUGCUGAAGAUAGGUGACUUUGGUCUUGCACGGAUCAUGGAUCCUCACUAUUCCCAUAAGGGUCAUCUUUCUGAAGGAUUGGUUACUAAAUGGUACAGAUCUCCACGUCUUUUACUUUCUCCUAAUAAUUAUACUAAAGCCAUUGACAUGUGGGCUGCAGGCUGCAUCUUUGCUGAAAUGCUGACUGGUAAAACCCUCUUCGCAGGUGCACAUGAACUUGAACAGAUGCAACUGAUUUUGGAAUCUAUUCCUGUUGUACAUGAGGAAGAUCGUCAGGAGCUUCUCAGCGUAAUUCCAGUUUACAUUAGAAAUGACAUGACUGAGCCACACAAACCUUUAACUCAGCUGCUUCCAGGAAUUAGUCGAGAAGCACUGGAUUUCCUGGAACAAAUUUUGACAUUUAGCCCCAUGGAUCGGCUGACAGCGGAGGAAGCGCUUUCUCAUCCUUACAUGAGUAUAUAUUCUUUUCCAACGGACGAGCCAAUUUCAAGUCAUCCUUUCCACAUCGAAGACGAAGUUGAUGACAUCUUGCUUAUGGAUGAAACUCAUAGUCACAUUUAUAACUGGGAAAGGUACCAUGACUGUCAGUUUUCAGAGCAUGAUUGGCCUAUACAUAACAACUUUGAUAUUGAUGAAGUUCAGCUUGACCCAAGAGCUCUGUCUGAUGUCACUGAUGAAGAAGAAGUACAAGUUGACCCUCGAAAAUAUCUGGAUGGAGACCGAGAAAAGUAUCUGGAGGACCCUGCUUUCGACACCAGUUAUUCCACUGAGCCUUGUUGGCAGUACCCAGAUCAUCACGAAAACAAGUACUGCGAUCUGGAGUGUAGCCAUACCUGUAACUUCAAAACAAGGUCCUCAUCAUAUUUAGAUAACUUAGUUUGGAGAGAGAGUGAGGUUAACCAUUACUACGAACCCAAACUCAUUAUAGAUCUCUCCAAUUGGAAAGAACAGAGCAAAGAAAAAUCUGAUAAGAAAGGCAAGUCAAAAUGUGAGAGGAAUGGAUUGGUUAAGGCCCAGAUAGCACUAGAGGAAGCAUCACAGCAGCUGGCUGAAAAGGAAAGGGAGAAGAAUCAGGGAUUUGAUUUUGAUUCUUUUAUUGCAGGAACUAUUCAGCUUAGUUCACAACAUGAGCCUACUGCUGUUGUUGAUAAGUUGAACGACUUGAAUAGCUCAGUGUCCCAACUUGAAUUGAAAAGUUUAUCGAAAUCAGUAAGCCAGGAAAAGCAGGAGAAAGGAAUGGCAAAUUUGGCUCAGUUAGAAGCCUUGUACCAAUCCUCUCGGGAUAGUCAGCUUGUGAGUAGUGGGGAGGAAUGUUUUCUCAUCAAUCAGUUUUGUUGUGAGGUCAGGAAGGAUGAACAAGUUGAGAAGGAAAACACUUACACCAGUUACUUGGACAAGUUCUUUAGCAGGAAGGAAGAUUCUGAAAUGCUAGAAACUGAGCCAGGAGAGGAUGGGAAGCUUGGGGAGAGAGGAAACGAGGAAGGAUUUCUGAACAACAACGGGGAGUUCCUCUUUAACAAGCAGCUUGAAUCCAUAGGCAUCCCGCAGUUUAACAGUCCAGUGGGGUCACCACUUAAGUCAAUCCAGGCCACCUUAACACCUUCCGCCAUGAAAUCUUCCCCCCAAAUUCCUCACAAAACAUACAGCAGCAUUCUGAAACAUCUGAACUAAAACACUCAGCAGACAUUUCUUUGUAUUUUUCAUGAAAUGUGUUUUUGUCUUUUUUAUUACUAGUGUUUAAGUCAUUUUUUACUUGAAUCAGAAGGUGUCAUUUAGUAAGGAUUUUUAGUUCUUGGUUUUUAAAACCCUGACUUUUUUCUACAUGUGAGAUAGUUUUCAUUUUAACUGGCAUGUCGUUUGCACACAAAAGAAUAGAGCAAAAUAAUGCAAUGCAGGAGGAGACAAAAGAAAUGCACUAAGACAAGUAAAAAACAUUCUCUCAUAGAAACAAAAAUCUUGCCUUGAAAUUUACACAGUGAGACUGUACAUAACUGCAUGAAAAUCUCUAUUUUUUUCCUAAAACAUUUUUCAUUCAUUAGUAUUUUCAAGUUUUUCAUACUGUACACAUUUCUUAAGACACAUGAUACCAGCAGCAACUGAAAAUGAAUGCCGAAUUUGGUACACAUGUGUUAUCUACCUCAAGGUAACAAAGUAUGUGGCAAAACAUACCACCCAUAGUGCUUCACGGCGUGCACUUCUAUUUAGCCAGCGUUUAUCGUAGUGAACUAUUCUUAAUAAGAUUCACUCAUCGUUUAUAAAUGUUCUGGUAUUCAUUCUUUAUAGUGAAGUGUUAAUACAUCACAUCUUAUUUAUUUUAGCAAAUCAGUAUAUUUUCUGUAUUUAAUUAUAAAAGUUAACUUAGUUUUAAAAAAUUAUUUGCAACAACACUUUCCAUUUGGCACUAUGGUUUGUUGCCUACCUAGCUGAAUAUGGUGUCAGCUUGUCCUAAGGCUGUCCUUGUACUUAAUUUACUCACGUGUUCAUUUUAAGUAAAGUACUCACUGUGUAUAGGAAUUUGUAUUUUGGAGGUGCUUGAUCUAUCUACAAAGAAAAAUUAGGAAUUAUUAUAAAAUGCUCCUAGAAGUCUUAAUUGUGUUUAUUUUUAAAAACCUGUAAUGUUAGACUUGUGUGCAUGGAAGUAAUUAAGGUACAUCAUUAUUGUAGUUUAAAAGUUGUACAUGAUAAGACAUUUUUGUUUUCCUGUAUGUUUUUACUGAAUGAUCUAUUCCCUGUCCCAAGGCAAGCAUGAAUAAAAUUAGGUUAAACGUAGCACAUGGCCUCACAGUCUCUUAAAGUUUGUUUCAUCUGUUUUAUUUUUAUAUUGCUAAAUCCCACCUUUGGCUAUGCUCUUUGGAGAACAAGGACAAAUAAAACAUGGCCAACAAAUAC
Castor canadensis (American beaver) is the source of this 4178-nucleotide messenger RNA. It is a transcript of the gene Mapk6, whose product is annotated as mitogen-activated protein kinase 6. Gene Ontology annotation, molecular function: MAP kinase activity; ATP binding. Gene Ontology annotation, biological process: protein phosphorylation. The record is from RefSeq and is a predicted model, not a curated record. Lineage: Eukaryota; Metazoa; Chordata; Mammalia; Rodentia; Castoridae.